AUGGCUCUUCUGUCGAAUCACCACGAGUACGCGAUCUCGACCGACGUUAUAACAACCACGUACUCGACCACCACGCGAACUUAUGACACUCUGUAUCCCUCGCCGUACAACUCGCCGAGUUACGAGUCCGUCAAGAUCCCGUACGGGGAGAAUUUCGCGCACAAAGGUGAGCUCACGCCGCGGAAAGAGGCGGAAACGAUCGGCUACGGGAAAGAGGUAGUCGCAAAGUAUAUUUCGAGAACACCGGAUUCGUACGAGCGAAGCUCGUUUAGUGUUUUGACACCUGUGACACCUCGGAGGUACGAGCCACAGCGCGCGAUAAAUCACACUGCUUCUCCAGGAACGGUGUUACACGAAGACAACUCCGUGGAGUAUCAUCCACCGGCCUACUGCUAUGAAACUCCGCCUCAGGAGCAGAAGUUUCAAAUCCUCGAGAGCGGGAAACCGAUGCAAAUGGGCAUCGAGCAACGAAGAAAUUGCUGGGAGCCUGUUACAUCUGCACAGAAGCAAGUGUCACCUACCAGCAGCCCUCGCAGAGGGAGGCGACGCUCGAGGGACAUUCCGCCGUCGCCGAGCGUGUUGAAGCGCCGGCGUUUGGCCGCGAACGCGCGCGAGAGACGCCGAAUGAACGGGCUGAACGAUGCUUUCGACAAGCUGCGCGAAGUUGUGCCGAGCCUCGGCGCGGAUCACAAGCUCAGCAAGUUCGAGACGUUGCAAAUGGCGCAGACUUACAUCGCGGCUCUCUGCGACCUCCUCGAGAGACACGACGGCAAAUGGCAAUGA
Frieseomelitta varia is the source of this 783-nucleotide messenger RNA. RefSeq names its product heart- and neural crest derivatives-expressed protein 1-like. NCBI's taxonomy places the organism in Eukaryota, Metazoa, Arthropoda, Insecta, Hymenoptera, Apidae. Bases 1 to 783 code for a protein of 260 amino acids. The record is from RefSeq and is a predicted model, not a curated record. Gene Ontology annotation, molecular function: protein dimerization activity. The transcript has 3 exons.